Molecule: messenger RNA, 5554 nt
Organism: Onychostruthus taczanowskii (white-rumped snowfinch)
Lineage: Eukaryota; Metazoa; Chordata; Aves; Passeriformes; Passeridae
Gene: PCNX4
Product: pecanex 4
Exons: 12
Coding region: 277-3828 (1183 amino acids)
Cellular component (GO): membrane
Source: RefSeq, a predicted model, not a curated record
CGGCGGCUGAGGGGCGGGAAAAAGGGGCGGGCAGAGAACGGGAACGCUCCGCCAUCCUCCCCCUCCUUCUCCCAGCGCCGGCUCGGCCCCGUGCCCUGCCGCCCCCUGCCCGCUCCGAGCCCGGGCCACAGGACCUCGGUGUGCCUGAGUCUCUGCAUUUGUGUGACUGUUCCCUGGAAUCACAGACUCUGUGUACAGAGAUCCUUAACAGGAUUUGGAAUUGGAGGUCUGUGGCAAGGAAAGAUGAUCCCCAGCCAGCAUUCCUGAGCCACCAGGAUGGGGCCAGAUGUACCCCUGCUCAAUGACUACAAGCAGGAGUUCUUCUUGAAGCGCUUCCCUCAGACUGUGCUGGGAGGUCCCAGGUUCAAAUUAGGCUACUGUGCCCCUCCUUACGUCUAUGUGAACCAGAUCAUCCUUUUCCUGACACCAUGGCUUUGGGGAGGAGUGGGAACACUCCUGUACCAGCUGGGAGUGAUGAAGGACUUCUGCACCGCAGCGCUGUCGGGAGGACUCAUGUUUGUUACUGCACUUGCUCUUCAGAUGACAAACCUCUAUGCAAAGCAGAAAACAGUGACAGUAGAAAGAAUGCAAAUUCAGAAUACCCUGACAGAUGAAGAUGAGUUUGAAUUUUCCAGCUGUGUAGGUUCAGAGACAGUAAAAUUUAUUAUUCCUGGCAAGAAGUACAUAAUCAACACUGUAUUCCAUUCCCUCCUGGCAGGGGUAUUGUGUGGGCUGGGGACUUGGUAUUUGCUGCCAAACAGAAUAACCUUGUUAUAUAGCAACAUUGGAGGAACUGUUGUGAUCUUUGUGUUUGGAUGGGUGACCAUAUGUAUAGGAGAGUAUUCAUUAAUCAUAAACACAGCCACCGAAACAGCCACUUUCCAAGCACUGGAUACUUAUGAAAUCACUGCUCUGAUGAGACCUUUCUACAUUUUUGUCUUUAUUGCAGUGGAUCUUGCACACAGGUUUGCUGCCAACUCACCCAUCCUAGAGCAGACAAACCAGAUUUUGCACAUCCUGUUUCUUUUUCUGCCAUUCUUGUGGGCAAUGGGAAUUCUGCCCCCGCUUGAUGCGCUUUUUCUCUGGGGAAUGGAACAACUGUUGGAGUUUGGACUAGGAGGUUCACCUAUGUCAAGUAACACAAAGUUGUUAGUAAUGUUUCUCAUUUCUGCUGGAACAGCAAUAGCAUCGUAUUUCAUUCCCAGCCCCCUCGGUGUGAUCCUCUUCAUGACUGGAUUUGGGUUCAUACUGAGUCUUAACCUAAGUGAGAUUGGGUUUGCCUUCAAACACACCAUGAUCAGCCAUUUAGCCUCCAGCAAAUCUAAAAAUACUCACAGAGGUCUUAGAAUACAAUUUGGGUGGAGGGAAUUUAUUUUCUACGUGACUGUGUUGACGUUUGCUCUCACAGAAGCGGGCCUGCUGCAUCAAUUUGCAGGCUCCUCAUCAUUUUCCCAAGCCAGUCCCCAGGCCAUAGCAAGUUACAUUCUGAUCCUAUUACUUGUAAUUAUGUGGAUUCUUAGAGAGAUUCAGAGAGUGUACUUGUUUGGAGUCUUCCGAAACCCCUUUUACCCAAAGGAUGUCAGGACUGUGGCUGUGUUCAUGGAGAAGCAAAGAAGGCUAAUGAAAGUUGGUGUUGUCAGGAGGAUUUUACUAACACUAGUGUCUCCAUUUGCUAUGAUAGCCUUCCUGUCACUUGACCAUUCGCUACAGAACCUGCAUUCCGUGUCUGUUUCCAUUGGAUUCACAAGGAUGUUUAGGAUGGUCUGGCAGAAUACAGAAAAUGCCUUACUAGACAUGGUGGUUGUGUCAGCAGCACAAAUGUUGGUGUUUAAUCCAGACCUCUGGUGGAACAGGAGCCUUGAUACAGGAAUCAAACUCUUGCUGGUCGGUCUCCUGCGGGAUCGGCUGUUCCAGUUCCUCUCCAAGCUGCACUUCGCCGUCGCCAUCCUGCUGACCUCGUGGACGGAGAAGAAGCAGCGCCGCAGAUCCAGCGCCGCCCUGAUCGCGCUCAACCUCGCCUUCUCCCCCGUCCUGCUGGCCCUGGUGGCCGUCUCAGCGCUGCUCUCCUCGCCCCUGCUGCCGCUCUUCACGCUUCCCGUGUUCCUGGUGGGCUUCCCCCGGCCCCUGCGGAGCUGGCCGGGCCCCGCGGGCGGCACCGCCUGCGUCUGCUCCGACACCGUGUACUACCGGCAGCUCGUGCCCGGCCUGGCCGCGGCGCUGCAGUCGGCGCUGGCGGCCGGCGGCCUGGGUCUCUCUCUGCCUGGGUCGCAUUACUUGUGCCGCUUUCAGGACAGGCUGAUGUGGAUAUUGGUGCUGGAAAAGGGCUUCACAUACUGUGGUGUUAACAUUAAGGGGCUAGAACUGCAGGAAACAUCCUGCCAUGCUGCUGAAGCUCACAGAGUGGAUGAAAUUUUUGAAAUGGCCUUUGAACAUCAGGAGCACGCAAGGAUUCUGUCUCCCAAUCCCCAUUUUGGACACAUCCUGACUCCCUGUACUGUGGUUCCUGUGCGGCUGUAUUCUGAUGCCAGGAAUGUGUUAUCUGGAAUAAUUGAUUCCCAUGAGAAUUUAAAGCACCUGAAAGAUGAUUUUGUUAAAGUGCUUGUAUGGAUGCUUGUCCAGUAUUGUUACAAAAAAUCCAAGACGUGGGAAAGCCCAGGCAGUGCCAACAAGAACAAACAAGGAUCAUUUCCAGAAAACCAGCAUAGCGGUGCAGUGAAAGGAUCCAGAGCUCUGAGGGAAGAAGACAGCUUUAGUGUUGAUACAGUGGAGGACUGGACUGAUGAUAGUGACAUUUUUGAUUUUGAGCCCAGUAGCAGAACAAGAGACAGAAAAGAACCUGGGCAGUUGAGACUGACACCAAAAGUGCACCUGUCUAUUCCAGGGUCUAUAGAAACACAGAGCCAAGAUUUCCUACAAGAAAUAUCUCCAGAAGAUAAAUUAAACAGGGCUGUGGUGCUUGGGCUGCCUGCUGUGGACAAAGGGAAACAGCCAGAAGUUUUACCUCAUGUAGAAUUCAGUUGCUCUUACUCAGAGCUGCUGAGCAUCCCUGAAGAAUGGAGAACAGCACCAGUGCCUUCUUCCAAAGUCAGUGAAAUGAGGCAGAGGUUUCCAGAGGAAUGGUACCACUUUGUUUUGAGCCAACUGGACUUUUUUCAUCUGAAAGAGAAGCCUUCCAGUUUACUCACAGACCUUAUGAAAGAUAAAGCUCUGAAAGACCUGUACAUCCACGGGGUGCUGUCGUGUUGCUUUGGUCUGUUUGGCCUGGAUAACGCCGUGCCCGCCCCUCGCCACGUCUUCAGGGCGUACACCGGUGGCAUUCCCUGGUCUGCCGGCUUGGACUGGCUAACAGGCAAACCUGAGCUCUUCCAGCUGGCAUUAAAAGCAUUCAGAUACACCUUUAAACUUAUGCUGGACAAAGCCAGCCUGGGCCCAGUGGAGAACUUCGAAGAGCUGGUGAAUUACCUGGAGGAAUAUGACAGCGAUUGGUACAUUGGGCUGGUGUCAGACCUGGAGUGGCAGCAAGCAGUCCUGCAGGAAAAGCCAUACCUGUUCUCACUGGGGCAUGACCCAAGCAUGGGAAUUUACACGGGGCGAGUCCUCACUCUGCAGGAGCUGUUAGUCCAGGUGGGAAAGCUCAACGCUGAAGCUGUGCGAGGCCAGUGGGCCAACCUGUCCUGGGAGCUGCUCUAUGCCACCAACGACGACGAGGAGCGCUACAGCAUCCAGGCACACCCGGCCCUGCUGCGCAACCUGACCGUGCAGGCGGCCGACCCGCCCCUGGGCUACCCCGUCUACUCCUCGCAGCUCCUGCAGCUGCCUCUCUUCUAGGCUGUCCUCUUGUCACUUGUGGCUGUCACUGGUUUGUCUUUUUCCUCCGUGUGUUGCAGUCAAAUGUCCACGCUCCCUUGUGUGCUACGGAUCAGGUGUUACUCUCAGGGUGGUGGCACCAGGGCAGUGCAUGUCCUGGGUACAGGGGUUGGUGCUGGCCAGAGCCUUCAGCAGGCAGGAAGUUGGGGACUGGUUGCUUGCUGCUGGAACACAAGACACCAUUGCCCGUGUGGCUGAUGAGCCACAUGCUGAAAUUCUCUUCUCCAGCUUAAAGAAAAGCAACAUAAUUCUUAUCAUUACCAUAAUUCCGAUCAUUAACUAUUUUUGGUGCAUACUGAUUUAUUUUUACUUUUUUUUUUUUCCUUUGGACAGGUGACUUGCACUGCCAGUCAGGUUACAGCUUCUUGUAGUGUUGUCAACCCCAGAGUUGGCAACCAAAGUGUACAUAGGACUAUUUAUAUGAAUUUUUUUUAUUGUGGCCAUUUUAUAUUGGACUGAGUUCAGUUCUAGCAUUUGUUAUAUGACUUUCACUUGAUCUUCCUUACAUGUAGUAAAUUAUCAGCCAUGCUUUAAAUGAAUUCCAAGGGACAAUUUUUACCAAACUACUUGUUUUGGUAAAAAGAAUGUAUGUUAACCAGUGUGUGCUGACACAUUGAUAGCCUGGGUGACUUUAUUGAUGAAAGAAGUAAAUGUAUAUAAUUAGGGGACAGAGGAAAUUUUAAGAACAAAUGGUAUGAUUUCAUCUCCUUCUUCCAGUCUCCAUAUAUAUGAUAUAUAUUAUAUACAUCUGUAUAUAUAUGUUGUUACUUUCAACCUCUCUCCACCUCCCUAACCGGUCUUCCACAAAUGCAGUGAGAGCUUCAUGAUGGGGAGUGGGUGAAAAUCCAGCUAGAACUAUUUGUUUUUUUAACCUCACUACAGCUGGAGCAGACCUGGACAGCUGGUUUGUAACAUUACCUUGAAAACAGGUCCAGGUCCAGUUUCCAGUGGCUCAUUUAUCCUGUUCACUACCACCAGUCUUAGCACAGAACUGUGUUUUCUCAGCAAUUCCAUGGUUACACUGUAGGCAAAUGCUGAGCAGGGAGUAGGUAAUUGUAUUUCCUACUCCUACAGAAUCAAUUUAAAUCAGACCUGCUCCAUAACUGAAGCAGUACUGGUUUGGAACACCCACCCUUGUCUGAGUCCAAGCCCAUUUAUUACUUUUACUUCUCACCUUUAAGACCUUUUGUCUCAUAUGAAAUUUGCCACAGAACCUUGUACUUGGCUGCUGGUUGUUCCUUUAGAUAGUGGCCAGAAAUGGUUUUUAAAAACUAUGCAAGUGGUGUAGUGGGUUUCCAAAGCAGGUUUGGUGCUAUGCUGGGCCCUGAGCUGCAUCUGGAAAUACAGAGCCAUGGAAGUGAUGUGGAAGGGGCUUAUAGAGAGCACCUAUUUCAGCUCCCUCUCACAAGGAGGAAAAUGUUUACUCUGAUUUAAAUCUUCCAAGGUGAGGAGUGUCAUGAACUCCUCAAGCAGUUCACUCCAGUCUUGCAGCAGCUGGAAAGUUGGAGCUGUUUCCUAAAUCUAAUUAACCCUCCCUUGCCUCAUUGUAAAUUUCUUACUACUUGUCUUCCGUAUGGUCACAGAAAAUUUAAUUAUCUUUUUUUGCAGCAGUCCUUACUCAAAGAAGGCUGUAAUUUCUGCCCUCAUACUUUGUCUUUUGUAAACUGAAUAAACCAGUUGAGAAAAA